Adineta steineri is the source of this 498-nucleotide messenger RNA. NCBI's taxonomy places the organism in Eukaryota, Metazoa, Rotifera, Eurotatoria, Adinetida, Adinetidae. The record is from the annotation of a GenBank genome assembly.
AUGACGUCGCUUGAUUUCAAUUUUGCCGAACCUAUCGCCUCGUACAACGAUUCAAUUGAUCCUAGUAUGGAUACGAGUCCACAAGAUGUUGGCUCAAUUAAAAAGUCAGAUUUUGUCGUGCUCAACGGGCGUCCGUUAAAGGUGGUUGAAGUAACACAUUCUCAACCGGGAAAACAUGGUCAUACAAAGGUUCAUAUGGUUGGUAUCGAUAUAUUUACAGAUCGUCGAUAUGAAGAUGUUCGUCCAACUGGACAUAUGAUUCAAGUACCAAAAGUUACUCGAAAGGAUUAUAUUGUUAUACAGAUCGCUGCUGAUGGCUAUGUUACAUUACUUGAUGACGAUACGUGUGCAACACGUAGUGACAUCAGAUUAAAACAAGGUUCGGACGUUGCUCGUCGAAUGCUCGACAAGUACAAUGAAGGCAAUGAUCAGAUUAAGGUUACUGUUCUCAAAGCACUUGGCGAAGAGCAAAUUAUGGCAUUCAAAAUGGUAGCUUAG